AUGACGGGCGGCGCGAGGCUGCUGCGCGCGUGGCCGCUGCGGCUGGGGCUGGCGGCGGCGGCGGCACGGCGGGGCAGCAGCGGGAGCAGGUUUGCCGCCAUGUCAUCACAGUCUCACUGGCUGACCACAGAAGAAAGGAACCAAGUUUUAUAUGACCUCAAAGGUGCAGGAUGGUCUGAGCUAAGUGAAAGAGAUGCUAUAUACAAAGAAUUCAACUUCAAAACUUUCAAUCAGGCUUUUGGCUUUAUGACUCGAAUUGCUCUGCAGGCUGAAAAGAUGAAUCAUCACCCCGAGUGGUUUAACGUGUACAAUAAGGUCCAGAUAACUCUCAUUUCCCAUGACUGUGGAGGGCUGACGAAACGGGAUGUCAAGCUGGCUCAGUUUAUUGACAAAGCUGCUGCAUCUGUCUAACAGCGAGGUGUUGAAAUCAUCAUGGAACCGCAUUUCUUUCAAAGUGAUUUCCCUUUGCAUUGUAUGAGACAUUUUUCCAGUCUUCUCUGUUUUUGUGAUUUUGAGCCUUAAAUUACCCUCUUCCUCCGGGGCCAUACCUAGUAUAUGCCAGUCUGCUGUAGAUAGAUCCUGAGUCUGAAGUAUGAGAAGUGUGA
Euleptes europaea (tarantolino) is the source of this 605-nucleotide messenger RNA. RefSeq names its product pterin-4 alpha-carbinolamine dehydratase 2 (gene PCBD2). Gene Ontology annotation, biological process: tetrahydrobiopterin biosynthetic process. The record is from RefSeq and is a predicted model, not a curated record. The transcript has 4 exons. NCBI's taxonomy places the organism in Eukaryota, Metazoa, Chordata, Lepidosauria, Squamata, Sphaerodactylidae. Gene Ontology annotation, molecular function: 4-alpha-hydroxytetrahydrobiopterin dehydratase activity. The coding region runs from base 1 to 411 and encodes 136 amino acids.